Acytostelium subglobosum LB1 is the source of this 2124-nucleotide messenger RNA. RefSeq lists its product as hypothetical. The transcript is spliced from 3 exons. Lineage: Eukaryota; Evosea; Eumycetozoa; Acytosteliales; Acytosteliaceae. Bases 1 to 2124 code for a protein of 707 amino acids. The record is from RefSeq and is a predicted model, not a curated record.
AUGUACAACGCCGUCGAAGAAGAUGGCAAUACAAUGUUGGGUACAGCACUCAAUAGGCUAUUGAUACCGAUCAUGAUGAAUAGUGAGGACUUGAUGUCAAUCAAACAGAUCACUAUCAAACCUAAGCAUCAAUUGCUAUCGACCAUAAUCAAACUGUUUGGACAAGCUGUGAGAUUGAACAAUGAUAUCAUAGCUGGCUAUAUCAUUGAGAGAUGGAGACAUGCAAUAGAUGAGGUCAAGACAGAUGGUAUGGACGAGAUUGACAUGAUCCAUCUCGUAAGGAUUACAUUGUUUGAACAAGUCAUACUCUCGCAUGCUCUCAAGCCCUACGACAGUCUCAGUCAAUCAAUGAUCAGAGUGUUACUCAAACUGCCAUACGACAUGCUUCCAAAGCAUUGGCUAACAUCGAUGAACUCAUCGACAAGCCAUAGCCAUGCAGAAGUCGACCUGUACCUCGAGGUCACAUCAUAUAUUUAUCGACGACCAGCCACUGUUAUUGAGGAGUACAUAACAUCGUACUAUUGUCAAGUAUUCCACCAAUGUCAGACGCUCGUUAUCAAUCAAUUCCAGACAUACCUAAGCGAACCUCAAUCAAACUUGAGCAAGGAUAUUGCAGAGGAAAUGCUGAACUCGUCAAGUCGGCUAAGGCACAAUGACCUGUACUUGUUGGUCGUCCAGCACUUGGACUGGAGUUAUGGUGCUGUUGGCGCUGGCAGAGAGGAACAAGUCAUAUGCACAGGACUACGCACGACACCUCGACCUUUGACCGUGGACUCAAUCAAGUUGAUACAAUCUCGCAAACCACGUGGCACUCUAUUCACUGAGCUGAUCGUGAAUGGGAAUCACGUAUUCUUAGAGGCGAUCAAACACCUUCUGCCAGCCCUAAUCCAAGAUAUCGGUGUCUUUCUUGACUCCAACCUACUCUCCAAUGCUUUGGUGGAAGGACAUUAUGAAUGUGCACUCUUCAUCCUGGACAACAUCAUGACCCACCCAUUGAUUAAUUAUAAUUGGCCAGUUCAUUCGAUCGACAUGUCAAACGACCAGCAUAACUGGUGUCUGUUGAUUGAUCGUUUGCUCAACACUGAUCGCGUGGUACUCAUAUGGGAUUCAGUGUAUAGCUCGGUGAUCAGGUACAAGCGUAUGGAUGUGAUCAAGCGUAUUGAGCAAGCCAUAAGAGUCGCACACUUUACGAAUCUUACUGGACCACUCAACAUUGCGAUGAGUAUACAAUACAUCGAGGGCAUCAAGUCGGUCCUUCAAAGUGGCAGACACAUCCAAACCAACUAUCACUAUAGGUAUUUUAAGCUUCAACUCCUCGAUCAACUUCCUGAAGACGUGGUGGAGAUGAUCCUGUCGACUGCUUCACCAGGGUGCCUCUACAAUUGGCAAAAUACUCCUUCGUGUUGGAUAUCUUUGAAGCCAAGCACCAUCCGACUCAUGAUCAAGUAUGGACAUGAAGGUUGCAACAAUGAUGUAUUGUCAUACAAUGCCGCGGUGAAUGGACUACUCGAUGAAUUCAAAGAGUUGAAUAAGACAGGCAAUGCCUUCAUCAACAUGGGAGCACUGUGUAGGCGAGGAUCGGAUGUGGCCAGCAUGCUUGUACAUCACUUGGAGAAUUCAGGACCAUACUUUGACAUCACUCCAUUGUUGUUGCGAUCAUUGAUCAACUUUGGACAAGGAAACAAGGUCGAUGCACUCUUGGCCUCGCCUCAACAUUUGGAAAGAGUUGAUAGCACUGAUGGAUGGAGUCCUGCCCUGCCUGGAAUGUUGAUGCGCUCUGAUGUGAUCUCAUUCUUCAGUCUUAGAGUGAGAGCAAGAAGUCAUAUCCCGAUUGGUGCAAACAACAAUAGACUGUACCAUGAUGUCAGUGCGCUGAGUAGGGAGAUGAUCGAGUUCAUUUGGUCAAGAGUGGAGAUCAGACUCAAGCAAGACACAACAUUCAUUAAUGAAGUACUGACAUCAAGAGCUGGCGUUAACAAUGUCAUAUUGUACAGGGUAGUUUUGGACAGCUUGAUUGAUGACAAUCACUUCCAAACACCAUUCAUACAUGCUCCACGGACAGAUUGUGGUUCAUUCAAACACAAUGACAAUGAGUCAUCACUCCUUUGCAUGUUCACUUUAUGA